Molecule: messenger RNA, 4260 nt
Organism: Balaenoptera acutorostrata (minke whale)
Lineage: Eukaryota; Metazoa; Chordata; Mammalia; Artiodactyla; Balaenopteridae
Gene: ATP6V0A1
Product: ATPase H+ transporting V0 subunit a1
Exons: 22
Coding region: 181-2718 (845 amino acids)
Biological process (GO): vacuolar acidification; proton transmembrane transport
Cellular component (GO): plasma membrane; vacuolar proton-transporting V-type ATPase complex; vacuolar proton-transporting V-type ATPase, V0 domain
Molecular function (GO): ATPase binding; proton-transporting ATPase activity, rotational mechanism
Source: RefSeq, a predicted model, not a curated record
GGGGCUUUGCGGACGCACGCACGUCGAGGUGCUGCUGCCGGGAGCUGCGGAGGCUGCGGGUUUGAGCUUCGGAGGCUGCGGGGUUGGUCUGCGGCGGCUGCGUUGGCUGCGGCUGGCCCGCCCGCGUCUGGAGGUUGGAGAGAAAUCCAGGUACUCAGUUGACCGGUCCUUUCUGCUGCCAUGGGGGAGCUUUUCCGGAGUGAGGAGAUGACACUGGCCCAGCUUUUUCUACAGUCAGAAGCUGCUUAUUGUUGUGUCAGUGAGUUAGGAGAACUCGGAAAGGUUCAGUUUCGUGAUUUAAAUCCAGAUGUGAACGUUUUCCAGCGGAAAUUUGUGAAUGAAGUUAGAAGAUGUGAAGAAAUGGAUCGAAAGCUUCGAUUUGUUGAGAAAGAGAUAAGGAAAGCCAAUAUCCCAAUUAUGGACACUGGCGAAAACCCAGAGGUGCCCUUCCCCCGGGACAUGAUUGACUUAGAGGCCAAUUUUGAGAAGAUUGAAAACGAACUGAAGGAAAUCAACACAAACCAGGAAGCUCUGAAGAGAAACUUCCUGGAACUGACUGAAUUAAAAUUUAUACUUCGCAAAACUCAGCAGUUUUUCGAUGAGGCUGAAUUGCAUCAUCAGCAGAUGGCGGAUCCAGACCUGUUGGAAGAAUCCUCCUCCCUUUUGGAGCCAAGUGAGAUGGGAAGAGGCACGCCUUUAAGACUUGGCUUCGUGGCUGGUGUGAUUAACCGGGAGCGCAUCCCUACUUUUGAGCGCAUGCUUUGGCGGGUGUGCCGGGGGAAUGUGUUCCUGCGGCAGGCUGAAAUCGAGAACCCCCUGGAGGAUCCUGUGACUGGAGACUACGUGCACAAGUCUGUGUUCAUCAUUUUCUUCCAAGGCGAUCAGCUGAAAAACAGAGUCAAGAAAAUCUGUGAAGGGUUCCGGGCCUCACUCUAUCCCUGUCCUGAGACGCCACAGGAGAGGAAGGAGAUGGCUUCUGGAGUUAAUACCAGGAUUGACGAUCUCCAAAUGGUUCUGAAUCAAACGGAGGAUCACCGCCAGAGGGUUCUGCAGGCAGCUGCUAAGAACAUCCGCGUCUGGUUCAUCAAAGUGCGGAAGAUGAAGGCCAUCUACCACACUUUGAACCUGUGCAAUAUAGAUGUGACCCAGAAGUGCCUGAUUGCGGAGGUCUGGUGCCCUGUCACUGACCUUGACUCCAUCCAGUUUGCGCUCAGAAGGGGCACGGAACACAGUGGCUCCACCGUGCCCUCCAUCCUGAACAGGAUGCAGACAAACCAGACUCCCCCAACCUACAACAAAACCAACAAGUUCACGUGUGGCUUUCAGAACAUAGUGGAUGCUUAUGGAAUUGGAACUUACCGAGAGAUAAAUCCAGCUCCAUAUACCAUCAUCACUUUCCCUUUCCUAUUUGCUGUGAUGUUUGGGGACUUUGGCCACGGCAUUUUGAUGACCCUUUUUGCUGUAUGGAUGGUGUUAAGGGAGAGCCGGAUCCUCUCCCAGAAGAAUGAGAAUGAGAUGUUUAGCACUGUGUUCAGCGGACGGUACAUUAUUCUUCUGAUGGGAGUGUUCUCCAUCUACACUGGCCUCAUCUACAAUGAUUGCUUUUCCAAGUCUCUUAAUAUCUUCGGGUCAUCCUGGAGUGUGCGGCCAAUGUUUACUUUAUACAAUUGGACGGAAGAGACGGUUCGGGGGAACCCUGUCCUCCAGCUGAACCCAGCUGUCCGUGGAGUUUUCGGUGGACCCUAUCCUUUUGGCAUCGAUCCAAUUUGGAACAUUGCUACCAAUAAACUGACCUUCCUCAACUCCUUUAAGAUGAAGAUGUCUGUUAUCCUUGGUAUCAUCCACAUGAUGUUUGGAGUCAGCCUGAGCCUUUUCAACCAUACCUAUUUCAAGAAGCCCCUGAAUAUCUACUUUGGAUUUAUUCCGGAAAUAAUCUUCAUGACCUCUUUGUUUGGCUACUUGGUCAUCCUUAUUUUUUACAAGUGGACGGCCUAUGACGCUCACACAUCUGAGAAAGCGCCAAGCCUUCUGAUCCAUUUCAUAAACAUGUUCCUCUUUUCCUACGGGGACUCUGGUAAUUCGAUGCUGUAUUCUGGACAGAAAGGAAUUCAGUGUUUCCUGGUAGUGGUUGCACUGCUGUGUGUCCCUUGGAUGCUGCUGUUUAAACCACUGGUCCUUCGCCAUCAAUAUUUGAGGAGGAAGCAUUUGGGAACUCUCAACUUUGGUGGGAUCAGGGUGGGCAACGGACCGACAGAGGAGGAUGCUGAGAUUAUUCAGCAUGACCAGCUCUCCACCCAUUCAGAGGACGCAGAGGAGCCUACCGAGGAUGAAGUGUUUGAUUUUGGGGACACCAUGGUCCACCAGGCCAUCCACACCAUUGAGUACUGCCUGGGCUGCAUCUCCAACACGGCCUCCUACCUGCGGCUCUGGGCCCUCAGCCUCGCUCAUGCACAGCUGUCGGAGGUGCUUUGGACCAUGGUGAUCCACAUCGGCCUAAGCGUGAAGAGCUUGGCGGGAGGUUUGGCGCUGUUCUUCAUCUUCGCCGCCUUCGCCACCCUGACUGUGGCCAUCCUCCUGAUCAUGGAGGGCCUCUCAGCCUUCCUCCACGCGCUGCGGUUACACUGGGUGGAAUUCCAGAAUAAAUUCUACAGCGGGACAGGUUUCAAGUUCCUACCCUUCUCCUUCGAGCACAUCCGAGAAGGGAAGUUUGACGAAUGAGCCCCUCCCUCAGGGGUGCUGUGCGCCCUCUGCCCUCCCCGCUCCCUCCACGGUGAUUAGCUGUGCUCCGCUUUCCUGUUGGUUGUGAGCCCUGGGUAUCAGGGCAUCUGAGUCAUCCCUGCCACCCUUCCCCCAGCCACCUGUGAGUCAUUUAGACAGACCCAGCCCUUCCUGGGUCCCCCGCCACCUCCAGCUUUGUGUGUUGUAGUGCAGUGAUUUUCUGGAGAGAAGCGGGCCCGAGCCGUCACUCAAACCCACUCCCGCUGGGCACCCUCCUUGCCCUCCCAGCCUCUGUCCAGCCCUUCCUGUGCCCCCUGGUGGUGAAGCAGUUUGUGCAUUUACACAGGAGCGCAGAGCGCUUGGAGGGAGCGCCUUCACCGUCCACACCCAGACUCUGAGGCCCCCCGCUCCUGCCACUCUCCUUCCCGGUGGGGGAUGGGGUGCUCUUUAACACUCCCCACUCUUGGAUUAGCAGGGGUGGGUCCAGGAAGAUGGUGUUUCUGUCCUCUGCCCACCCCCUCUGGUCUUCAGUGCGCUCGUUAAUCAGGAAUUCAGCUGGACCCAACUGUGCCAGCGUGCGUGGCUUCUCCCUGGCAGCCCCAAGGGUCCCUGGAUACCCUGCACCGCCUUCCUGACCCCCACCCUAAACUCACACCCUCUCCUCCUCCUUCCCAGAAUGCCCUUUUAGCACCCAGCAUAACAUGCACAGCGGGGAGGACCCAAAGCAGAGGUCCUGGCUGGCUCCUCUGGUGGCUGCUUCUCAGGCCGUGCGUGGGCCGCAAGCACGCCCUCGGGGCAGAGGGUCCAAGUCCACGCUCUUUCCUGGUGCAGACCCGGAGACCUUUCCCCAGCCCCAGUCACGAGUCUUGAGUGCAGAACUGUAGUCAUUAGGGGUGGUUCUGCCUGCAGACCAAUCUUGCUCUGCCCACCGGUGCCCCUCCCCACUUCCACACCGACCCCAAGUGGAGCAAGUGGGUCCUGGGCAGGGAAAGUCAACGUCAUUUACCAUUUGCUGAUUGGAGGCCGCUGGCAGGGCCGCCAGUGCGUGCAGUUGUGAGAGCUGCGUGGCCCUGCCCUGUGGGCUGGUGGGGAGCGCCCCCAAAGGGCCGCCGCCCCGUCACCCCCACACCAGGAUGUGGAUCUUGGGGCCUUUUAAUCAUGCGUUGGCACAGCAGCUCUGGCUGCUUCAGCUAAAUUGAUCCCCGUGCCUUCAGUGGGCGAGAGGACCCCCUCAAUUGGUCGGCCCCUUCCCACCCCACCCCACCCCUACCCCCUGCUUGUCUGGGAGCUGCUGAGCACUGCUCACUGGACUCUCCCAAGCUGGGCCACUGCCCCAGCUUCACCGCGCAGUAGCCAGUGUGACCCGACCCAGCCCUUGUGCAGAGCCCCCUCCCAUCCGGUCCCUCCCUCCCUGUGGUUUACAUGAUGAUCUUUGCUCUGUUUACAGCGGCAGGAGUUUGAAGCAGAGUUCUUUAUCAGGAAUCCUGCCCAAGGCCCUUCUGUUCAGACAUUCCCGUGCGGAAUAAAGUGUGUUUGACUCUA